AUAUAGUUUAUACUUCAGGUUAAAUCGAUGUAGGCACUUGAUAAACAUUGAAACACGCCCAAAGCGUGAAACAUUGGCGCUGCGCCAAGAUUACGACAGAAUCUACCUGCUAACAAGCAGGUCCAUCACCAAUCGCCAUCCAUGUCCUAACCGAAAGACGCUGUUCACGCUUUCCACAAACAAGCACCGGCAAUUUACUCGAAAAUAAUAGGUUGGACGAGUUAAUUUCUGUAGUUAAGAAUUGAUAAGAUUUCGGUUAUAAUAGAGGUUAAUUUGGUUUUCAGCGCGAUACCAUCCUGGAUACCCAAGUAGGGAAAAAAGUUAGUGUAAGGAAACGCAGUUUAAAGAUUCAACUGACUGGAAUCAAUAUGCCUGUAUCAACUCAUCCUCUGCAAGCUGCCAGUCUCAUGGGCCACAAAACCUUCGUCGAAGGCGUCGAGUUCAGUAGCAAUGGCAAAUACAUUAUUUCAAGCUCUUCAGAUAGAACUGUGAGACUAUGGAGUGUGAAAGAUUUCAAAGAAAAAGAACACAAAUAUAUCAGGGCCAAUGUGGACUUUGAUCAUGCAACUAAAGUCAACUUCAGCCCUGACUCAAGUGAAGACUUAAGGCAACCCCAACAACCUCUCCGAUUCAGAGCAUUUAUUACAGCCCUGGCGAAUGGCAACACAAUACGAGUAUUUAAAACAACCAAAAAGAAGGAUGGUACAGGAACAGCUGUUACUGGGGAGUUUGAUUUCCCUGUCAAGCACAAAACAGAGAUCAUUAGUAUUGCUAUUGCAUCGAAUGGAAAAUAUAUCAUGUCUUGCUCGAAGGAUACCACUAUCGUUAUUUGGAAUCUUAAAGGGGAAGUGUUAGCCAUCAUAGACACCUUACAAGUCAAUAACUCCUUCUGUAGUCUGUCUCCCUGUGGACGAUUUGUUGCCUCGGCUGGAUUUACUCCAGACGUGAAACUAUGGGAAGUUGAGUUUGACAAAGGUGACAAUUUCAGGAAGAUAUCCCGAGCAAUGGAAUUAAAGGGUCAUACUGCUGGCAUAUAUCACUUCACUUUCUCAUCUGACUCAACCAGGAUGGCAACUGUUUCAAAAGAUGGAACAUGGAGAGUAUGGGACAUAGAUGUGGAGUACAGUAAACAAGAAGACCCGCAUUUGCUGUUGACUGGAAUCUACGAUGCAUCGUGUAACGUCUAUGAAAACAUGCUCAUCGCUAUGUCCCCGGAUGCUUACGUCACAGCCAUCUCCAUGGGGCGGUCUUUGGCCUUGUUCAGCACGGAGAAUGGUAACCUCGAAGAAUUCUUGGAAGAAGUUCAUGGAGAUAACAUCACAGCAAUCGCCUGGCACCCCAGCUCACGUUACCUAGCAACAGCUGGCGGAAAUGACCGACAGAUCCGUGUUUGGCAUAACGCAGUUGGGAUCAAAGUGGAGAUCGAUGAUCUUGAAGGACGACUCGUCAGGGCCAAGAGUGACACAAUAAGGGGACGGCUGGAACAGCAGAUUCUUGAAGCGAGGGCAUCGCUCGAUAAAUUGAAUGUGCAGUAAGAAUAGAAAAAGAUAGAUAAAACGAGAUGUGAUACAAAGAAAACGAAUGACAGAAGCAGCAAAACAAAAACGACAUCAACGAUGACAGCUAUUCAAUAUGGCUUCAAAUAUGCGAUGAAAAUAGUUGUAGUAAAAAACAUUUUGAACAGCAAACCAAAAAAUAUAUUAUUCAGUGCUGGCAAAUAAAGGGUUUGUCAUUAAUCUCAACGACAUUCUUCAACCUCAAAUUCAUUUGUUACUUCGCUACCCUUUUAAGAAGAAAGAGAGAAAACAGAAAACUAGUCAGAGGCAAUUGAUCAUGCAAUCAGUUAUCAUGUAGUGCAGCUUGUAGCAAUAAUUGCGCAAAGAAAGAUAACUUCAGCAUUUAGACCACUAUAAAGCAAAAUUGGUCUUGCAAUGAACGCCUCAAGGCCAUUGCAACACAAGUUGCAAACGGGAAUAGACCUGAAUUAAAGGCCAAGAAACAAUGGCUUCAAGUCGAGGUUGGACUGUUCAUACAUUUACUGUAUUUUAUCAACUCCAACCUCAACUGGGGGCUUUGUUUUGUUGUCAUUCAAGUGAAUUCGGGAAAGGUCUAUUUGCAAGUGCAUCUUCCCUUAAAUGCCACUUCGUCUUAAAAACAUAAAUUCAGCCAUUGUAAAGUACAAGUAGGUUUUACGAUCAAAAUAGAUAUUUGGUCAUCUUUUUCCCCCGGUUUUUCUCAAGAUUCUGUCUCGCACAAUAUGUGCAAAGUUUCCAAGUCAUGAUCUCAUUCUAUUUUGAUUACAAUUACAUUAUGCAUGUUCUCAACUGUUUAAAAACUUACUAUCUUAGGCUCACAGGUCAAACGUCGAACUUCACAUGAGCCGAACUUAAUAACAUCAAAGAAGACCGGCUUGUUAUCGAUUGUUUCAAUUUGGUUCGGCUCAUUUGAAGUUCGACGUUUGACAUGAGCCUUAGAAUCCAAUGAAUUUUAACCAAAUUAAUUUUAAAUGAAUACGAUGACUUCAAUUAUUUAAUGUUACCUAGAUUUUUGAAAAUUUAUUAAAAGUAUAAAACAUUA
Molecule: messenger RNA, 2577 nt
Organism: Actinia tenebrosa (Australian red waratah sea anemone)
Lineage: Eukaryota; Metazoa; Cnidaria; Anthozoa; Actiniaria; Actiniidae
Product: transducin beta-like protein 2
Biological process (GO): endoplasmic reticulum unfolded protein response
Cellular component (GO): endoplasmic reticulum
Molecular function (GO): protein binding
Source: RefSeq, a predicted model, not a curated record